Messenger RNA from Carlito syrichta (Philippine tarsier), 1543 nucleotides. RefSeq names its product prolyl-tRNA synthetase 2, mitochondrial (putative) (gene PARS2). Gene Ontology annotation, biological process: prolyl-tRNA aminoacylation. The record is from RefSeq and is a predicted model, not a curated record. The coding region runs from base 42 to 1469 and encodes 475 amino acids. Lineage: Eukaryota; Metazoa; Chordata; Mammalia; Primates; Tarsiidae. Gene Ontology annotation, molecular function: ATP binding; proline-tRNA ligase activity. The transcript has 2 exons. Gene Ontology annotation, cellular component: cytoplasm; mitochondrion.
GGCGCGCUGGCCCGGUGCCAGAGCUUCCCUGUGCCGGGGUCAUGGAAGGGCUGCUGAUGAGAGGCAGAGCGUUGCCUGUCCUGGCCACCUGCAGCUGCCAGCUGUCGGGGGCUGUUCCUCGCAGGUUUCACCACUGUGCCCCAGGGAGAGCGCAGCGCUUGGUGCUGUCCCGUGUGUUCCAGCCACAGAACCUUCGGGAAGACCAGGUGCUCUCCCUGGAGGGCAAGUCUGGCGACCUGACCUGCAAGAGCCAGCAGCUGAUGCUGCAGGUAGGCCUGAUCCACCCAGCCAGCCCCGGCUGCUACCACCUCCUGCCUUAUGCGGUCCGCGCCAUGGAGAAGCUCGUGCGGGUCAUAGACCAGGAGAUGCAGGCCAUCGGGGGCCAGAAAGUCAACAUGCCCAGCCUCAGCCCAGCGGAGCUCUGGCGAGCCACCGACCGGUGGGACUUGAUGGGCAAGGAACUGCUGAGACUUAGAGACAGACAUGGCAAGGAUUACUGCUUAGGACCAACUCACGAGGAAGCCAUCACAGCCCUGGUCGCCUCCCAGAAGAAGCUGUCCUACAAACAGCUUCCGCUCCUGCUGUACCAAGUGACGAGGAAGUUUCGGGACGAGCCCAGGCCCCGCUUCGGCCUUCUGCGUGGCCGAGAGUUUUACAUGAAGGAUAUGUACACCUUCGACUCUUCCCCGGAGGCCGCCCGGCAGACCUACGGCCUGGUGUGUGAUGCCUACUGCAGCCUGCUGGACAGGCUGGGGCUGCCCUUUAUCAAGGUCCAGGCCCACGUGGGCAGCGUCGGGGGCACGAUGUCUCACGAGUUCCAGCUCCCAGUGGAUGUUGGAGAGGACCGGCUUGCCAUCUGUCCCAGCUGCAGCUUCUCAGCCAACGUGGAGACACUAGAUGUGUCACAAACGAACUGCCCUGCUUGCCGGGGCCCACUGACUGAAACCAAAGGCAUCGAGGUGGGGCACACGUUUUACCUGGGCACCAAGUACUCAUCCGUUUUCAACGCCCAGUUCACCGACGUGCACUGCAAGCCACACCUGGCCGAAAUGGGGUGCUACGGCUUGGGCGUGACACGGAUCUUGGCUGCUGCCAUUGAAGUCCUCUCUACGGAAGACUGUGUCCGCUGGCCCUGCCUCCUGGCCCCUUACCAGGUCUGCCUCAUCCCCCCUAAGAAGGGUAGUAAGGAGGCGGCGGCCACAGGGCUCACCGAGCAGCUAUAUGACCACGUCACGGAGGUGGUGCCUCAGCUCCGUGGGGAGAUGCUGCUGGACGACAGGGCCCACCUGACCAUUGGAAACAGGCUGAAGGACGCCAAGAAGUUUGGCUACCCCUAUGUGGUCAUUGCAGGCAAGAGGGCCCUGGAGGACCCAGCCCAUUUUGAGGUUUGGCAUCAGAAUGCUGGUGAGGUGAUCUUCCUCACCCAAGAAGGAGUCGUGGAAUUACUGACCCAAGUACAGACUGUCUAAACGCCCCCAGCCCAACUCGCAGCCUAGGUGUCCGCUCUAACUCUGCAUUUCCCUACACUCCUUUCCUGGCUGGU